Trichophyton benhamiae CBS 112371 is the source of this 1476-nucleotide messenger RNA. RefSeq names its product conidial pigment biosynthesis oxidase Arb2. Gene Ontology annotation, molecular function: oxidoreductase activity; copper ion binding. The transcript is spliced from 3 exons. Lineage: Eukaryota; Fungi; Ascomycota; Eurotiomycetes; Onygenales; Arthrodermataceae. Bases 1 to 1476 code for a protein of 491 amino acids. The record is from RefSeq and is a predicted model, not a curated record.
AUGUUUGAUGGCCUAUUCGGUGCCAUGUACAUCAGGUACUUAUUUAACCAUUAUUUCGCAUUUUCCGAACAUGCUUUAACGUUAACCAGGCCAAAGCCCACAGCUCCAGCUCCAUGGUCACUUAUCAGCAAUAAUCCAAAGGACAUUGAAAACAUGAAAAGAGCAGUUGCGAACCCUCAUGUUGUAGUUGUCUCAGACUGGACCCGGUUCAAGUCGUGGGAAUAUAUGAAGGCCCAAGAAGACUCAGGUUAUACUAUAUUCAUUCUUAUCAAUGGAAAAGGCAGCGUAUACUGUCAAGGAGAGGAUUUUCUUGUCAAUCACACAAUGGAUUAUAUGAAAUGGGCCAUAUACCCACGCCAUGUCAAUGACAAAGGAUGCCUCCCUUUUGUCAGAUCGACGGAAAACAAAUAUCUACGCGAUGGCCACCCAGAGACAAUUCCUCUCCAUCUACAACAAGGAUGUGUGCCAUCCGAGGGAGAGCAAGCGGUUUUUGAAGUCGACCCAGCCGAUGAAUGGGUCAGUUUCAACUUUGUUGAUGCUGCAACCUUCAAGACCCCCGUUUUUGCCAUUGACGAGCAUGAAAUGUGGGUUUAUGAGGCAGACGGUCAUUUUAUUGAGCCACAGAAGGUUGACACAGUCAAGUUUUACGCUGGUGAACGAUACUCAGUCAUGGUAAAGCUACACAAGAACGAUGCUCGAGACUAUACAAUUCGAGUGAUGGAUACAGGUCUAACUCAGAUCAUUGGAUCAUAUGCCACACUACGGUAUAAACGGAACCCGAAUGACAAGAGUGUUCACGAAGCGAAGGAGUCUAAAGGGAUUCUCAACUAUGGCGGUCUAAACACGACGCACGUCGUUACCUUAGACCGCGAUAACCUACCGCCUUAUCCACCCAAUGCACCCGCCGCGCAUGCAGAUGCCCUUUACCUCCUUGAUACUCACCGCGUGAAAACCGCGUGGACAUACACCAUGAAAGGUGGUGCAAUGUAUCAAGAGGAUCGCAGUGCAUACGCCCCAUUACUUUACUACCCAGACUCAGCUGACGCAAUGGACGAGAGCCUUGUCAUCCGCACUAAGAACAAUACUUGGAUUGACCUUGUUGUUCAGGUAGGUUCCCUUCCAAAUCAGCCCCAGGAGUUCCCGCAUAUCAUGCACAAACACUCCGGAAAGACCUGGCAGAUCGGUGCCGGGGAAGGACACUGGAAUUAUUCUUCAGUCGAAGAGGCAAUGAAGGCCGAGCCUACCAAAUUUAACCUCAAAACACCGAAUUAUCGGGACACCUUCAUCACGUCUUUUGACGGGCCAUCUUGGAUCGUGCUACGAUACCAUUCUAACAACCCUGGACCUUGGCUCAUGCACUGUCAUUUUGAGAUUCAUCUGGGUGGUGGCAUGGCUAUUGCCUUCAUGGAUGGUGUUGAUGCGUGGCCCAAGGUACCACCAGAAUACGCUCCUGGAAAAGGCGGGUUCUUGGACUGA